Closterium sp. Yama58-4 is the source of this 6291-nucleotide messenger RNA. Lineage: Eukaryota; Viridiplantae; Streptophyta; Zygnematophyceae; Desmidiales; Closteriaceae. The record is from the annotation of a GenBank genome assembly.
AUGGGAGCAUGGAGGGAGGGGAAGCAUGGAGGGAAUGGGAGCAUGGAGGGAAUGGGAGCAUGGAGGGAGGGGGAGCAUGGAGGGAGGGGGAGCAUGGAGGGAGGGGGAGCAUGGAGGGACUGGGAAGCAUGGAGGGACUGGGAAGCAUGGAGGGAGGGGAAGCAUGGGAAGAGUGGGAUGGGAGGAGUGGGAUGGGAGGAGUGGGAUGGGAGGAGUGGGAUGGGAGGAGUGGGAUGGGAGGAGUGGGAUGGGAGGAGUGGGAUGGGAGGAGUGGGAUGGGAGGAGUGGGAUGGGAGGAGUGGGAUGGGAGGAGUGGGAUGGGAGGAGUGGGAUGGGAGGAGUGGGAUGGGAGGAGUGGGAUGGGAGGAGUGGGAUGGGAGGAGUGGGAUGGGAGGAGUGGGAUGGGAGGAGUGGGAUGGGAGGAGUGGGAUGGGAGGAGUGGGAUGGGAGGAGUGGGAUGGGAGGAGUGGGAUGGGAGGAGUGGGAUGGGAGGAGUGGGAUGGGAGGAGUGGGAUGGGAGGAGUGGGAUGGGAGGAGUGGGAUGGGAGGAGUGGGAUGGGAGGAGUGGGAUGGGAGGAGUGGGAUGGGAGGAGUGGGAUGGGAGGAGUGGGAUGGGAGGAGUGGGAUGGGAGGAGUGGGAUGGGAGGAGUGGGAUGGGAGGAGUGGGAUGGGAGGAGUGGGAUGGGAGGAGUGGGAUGGGAGGAGUGGGAUGGGAGGAGUGGGAUGGGAGGAGUGGGAUGGGAGGAGUGGGAUGGGAGGAGUGGGAUGGGAGGAGUGGGAUGGGAGGAGUGGGAUGGGAGGAGUGGGAUGGGAGGAGUGGGAUGGGAGGAGUGGGAUGGGAGGAGUGGGAUGGGAGGAGUGGGAUGGGAGGAGUGGGAUGGGAGGAGUGGGAUGGGAGGAGUGGGAUGGGAGGAGUGGGAUGGGAGGAGUGGGAUGGGAGGAGUGGGAUGGGAGGAGUGGGAUGGGAGGAGUGGGAUGGGAGGAGUGGGAUGGGAGGAGUGGGAUGGGAGGAGUGGGAUGGGAGGAGUGGGAUGGGAGGAGUGGGAUGGGAGGAGUGGGAUGGGAGGAGUGGGAUGGGAGGAGUGGGAUGGGAGGAGUGGGAUGGGAGGAGUGGGAUGGGAGGAGUGGGAUGGGAGGAGUGGGAUGGGAGGAGUGGGAUGGGAGGAGUGGGAUGGGAGGAGUGGGAUGGGAGGAGUGGGAUGGGAGGAGUGGGAUGGGAGGAGUGGGAUGGGAGGAGUGGGAUGGGAGGAGUGGGAUGGGAGGAGUGGGAUGGGAGGAGUGGGAUGGGAGGAGUGGGAUGGGAGGAGUGGGAUGGGCGGAGUGGGAUGGGAGGAGUGGGAGGAGGAGUGGGAUGGGAGGAGUGGGAUGGGAGGAGUGGGAUGGGAGGAGUGGGAUGGGAGGAGUGGGAUGGGAGGAGUGGGAUGGGAGGAGUGGGAUGGGAGGAGUGGGAUGGGAGGAGUGGGAUGGGAGGAGUGGGAUGGGAGGAGUGGGAUGGGAGGAGUGGGAUGGGAGGAGUGGGAUGGGAGGAGUGGGAUGGGAGGAGUGGGAUGGGAGGAGUGGGAUGGGAGGAGUGGGAUGGGAGGAGUGGGAUGGGAGGAGUGGGAUGGGAGGAGUGGGAUGGGAGGAGUGGGAUGGGAGGAGUGGGAUGGGAGGAGUGGGAUGGGAGGAGUGGGAUGGGAGGAGUGGGAUGGGAGGAGUGGGAUGGGAGGAGUGGGAUGGGAGGAGUGGGAUGGGAGGAGUGGGAUGGGAGGAGUGGGAUGGGAGGAGUGGGAUGGGAGGAGAGGGAUGGGAGGAGAGGGAUGGGAGGAGAGGGAUGGGAGGAGAGGGAUGGGAGGGAGGGAUGGGAGGAGAGGGAUGGGAGGAGCGGGAUGGGAGGAGAGGGAUGGGAGGAGAGGGAUGGGAGGAGCGGGAUGGGAGGAGCGGGAUGGGAGGAGCGGGAUGGGAGGAGCGGGAUGGGAGGAGCGGGAUGGGAGGGAGGGAUGGGAGGAGCGGGAUGGGAGGAGCGGGAUGGGAGGAGCGGGAUGGGAGGAGCGGGAUGGGAGGAGCGGGAUGGGAGGAGCGGGAUGGGAGGAGCGGGAUGGGAGGAGCGGGAUGGGAGGAGCGGGAUGGGAGGAGCGGGAUGGGAGGAGCGGGAUGGGAGGAGCGGGAUGGGAGGAGCGGGAUGGGAGGAGCGGGAUGGGAGGAGCGGGAUGGGAGGAGCGGGAUGGGAGGAGCGGGAUGGGAGGAGCGGGAUGGGAGGAGCGGGAUGGGAGGAGCGGGAUGGGAGGAGCGGGAUGGGAGGAGCGGGAUGGGAGGAGCGGGAUGGGAGGAGCGGGAUGGGAGGAGCGGGAUGGGAGGAGCGGGAUGGGAGGAGCGGGAUGGGAGGAGCGGGAUGGGAGGAGCGGGAUGGGAGGAGCGGGAUGGGAGGAGCGGGAUGGGAGGAGCGGGAUGGGAGGAGCGGGAUGGGAGGAGCGGGAUGGGAGGAGCGGGAUGGGAGGAGCGGGAUGGGAGGAGCGGGAUGGGAGGAGCGGGAUGGGAGGAGCGGGAUGGGAGGAGCGGGAUGGGAGGAGCGGGAUGGGAGGAGCGGGAUGGGAGGAGCGGGAUGGGAGGAGCGGGAUGGGAGGAGCGGGAUGGGAGGAGCGGGAUGGGAGGAGCGGGAUGGGAGGAGCGGGAUGGGAGGAGCGGGAUGGGAGGAGCGGGAUGGGAGGAGCGGGAUGGGAGGAGCGGGAUGGGAGGAGCGGGAUGGGAGGAGCGGGAUGGGAGGAGCGGGAUGGGAGGAGCGGGAUGGGAGGAGCGGGAUGGGAGGAGCGGGAUGGGAGGAGCGGGAUGGGAGGAGCGGGAUGGGAGGAGCGGGAUGGGAGGAGCGGGAUGGGAGGAGCGGGAUGGGAGGAGCGGGAUGGGAGGAGCGGGAUGGGAGGAGCGGGAUGGGAGGAGCGGGAUGGGAGGAGCGGGAUGGGAGGAGCGGGAUGGGAGGAGCGGGAUGGGAGGAGCGGGAUGGGAGGAGCGGGAUGGGAGGAGCGGGAUGGGAGGAGCGGGAUGGGAGGAGCGGGAUGGGAGGAGCGGGAUGGGAGGAGCGGGAUGGGAGGAGCGGGAUGGGAGGAGCGGGAUGGGAGGAGCGGGAUGGGAGGAGCGGGAUGGGAGGAGCGGGAUGGGAGGAGCGGGAUGGGAGGAGCGGGAUGGGAGGAGCGGGAUGGGAGGAGCGGGAUGGGAGGAGCGGGAUGGGAGGAGCGGGAUGGGAGGAGCGGGAUGGGAGGAGCGGGAUGGGAGGAGCGGGAUGGGAGGAGCGGGAUGGGAGGAGCGGGAUGGGAGGAGCGGGAUGGGAGGAGGGGGAUGGGAGGAGGGGGAUGGGAGGAGGGGGAUGGGAGGAGGGGAUGGGAGGAGCGGGAUGGGAGGAGCGGGAUGGGAGGAGCGGGAUGGGAGGAGCGGGAUGGGAGGAGCGGGAUGGGAGGAGCGGGAUGGGAGGAGCGGGAUGGGAGGAGCGGGAUGGGAGGAGCGGGAUGGGAGGAGCGGGAUGGGAGGAGCGGGAUGGGAGGAGCGGGAUGGGAGGAGCGGGAUGGGAGGAGCGGGAUGGGAGGAGCGGGAUGGGAGGAGCGGGAUGGGAGGAGCGGGAUGGGAGGAGCGGGAUGGGAGGAGCGGGAUGGGAGGAGCGGGAUGGGAGGAGCGGGAUGGGAGGAGCGGGAUGGGAGGAGCGGGAUGGGAGGAGCGGGAUGGGAGGAGCGGGAUGGGAGGAGCGGGAUGGGAGGAGCGGGAUGGGAGGAGCGGGAUGGGAGGAGCGGGAUGGGAGGAGCGGGAUGGGAGGAGCGGGAUGGGAGGAGCGGGAUGGGAGGAGCGGGAUGGGAGGAGCGGGAUGGGAGGAGCGGGAUGGGAGGAGCGGGAUGGGAGGAGCGGGAUGGGAGGAGCGGGAUGGGAGGAGCGGGAUGGGAGGAGCGGGAUGGGAGGAGCGGGAUGGGAGGAGCGGGAUGGGAGGAGCGGGAUGGGAGGAGCGGGAUGGGAGGAGCGGGAUGGGAGGAGCGGGAUGGGAGGAGCGGGAUGGGAGGAGCGGGAUGGGAGGAGCGGGAUGGGAGGAGCGGGAUGGGAGGAGCGGGAUGGGAGGAGCGGGAUGGGAGGAGCGGGAUGGGAGGAGCGGGAUGGGAGGAGCGGGAUGGGAGGAGCGGGAUGGGAGGAGCGGGAUGGGAGGAGCGGGAUGGGAGGAGCGGGAUGGGAGGAGCGGGAUGGGAGGAGCGGGAUGGGAGGAGCGGGAUGGGAGGAGCGGGAUGGGAGGAGCGGGAUGGGAGGAGCGGGAUGGGAGGAGCGGGAUGGGAGGAGCGGGAUGGGAGGAGCGGGAUGGGAGGAGCGGGAUGGGAGGAGCGGGAUGGGAGGAGUGGGAUGGGAGGAGUGGGAUGGGAGGAGUGGGAUGGGAGGAGUGGGAUGGGAGGAGUGGGAUGGGAGGAGUGGGAUGGGAGGAGUGGGAUGGGAGGAGUGGGAUGGGAGGAGUGGGAUGGGAGGAGUGGGAUGGGAGGAGUGGGAUGGGAGGAGUGGGAUGGGAGGAGUGGGAUGGGAGGAGUGGGAUGGGAGGAGUGGGAUGGGAGGAGUGGGAUGGGAGGAGUGGGAUGGGAGGAGUGGGAUGGGAGGAGUGGGAUGGGAGGAGUGGGAUGGGAGGAGUGGGAUGGGAGGAGUGGGAUGGGAGGAGUGGGAUGGGAGGAGUGGGAUGGGAGGAGUGGGAUGGGAGGAGUGGGAUGGGAGGAGUGGGAUGGGAGGAGUGGGAUGGGAGGAGUGGGAUGGGAGGAGUGGGAUGGGAGGAGUGGGAUGGGAGGAGUGGGAUGGGAGGAGUGGGAUGGGAGGAGUGGGAUGGGAGGAGUGGGAUGGGAGGAGUGGGAUGGGAGGAGUGGGAUGGGAGGAGUGGGAUGGGAGGAGUGGGAUGGGAGGAGUGGGAUGGGAGGAGUGGGAUGGGAGGAGUGGGAUGGGAGGAGUGGGAUGGGAGGAGUGGGAUGGGAGGAGGGGGAUGGGAGGAGGGGAUGGGAGGAGUGGGAUGGGAGGAGUGGGAUGGGAGGAGUGGGAUGGGAGGAGUGGGAUGGGAGGAGUGGGAUGGGAGGAGUGGGAUGGGAGGAGUGGGAUGGGAGGAGUGGGAUGGGAGGAGUGGGAUGGGAGGAGUGGGAUGGGAGGAGUGGGAUGGGAGGAGUGGGAUGGGAGGAGUGGGAUGGGAGGAGUGGGAUGGGAGGAGUGGGAUGGGAGGAGUGGGAUGGGAGGAGUGGGAUGGGAGGAGUGGGAUGGGAGGAGUGGGAUGGGAGGAGUGGGAUGGGAGGAGUGGGAUGGGAGGAGUGGGAUGGGAGGAGUGGGAUGGGAGGAGUGGGAUGGGAGGAGUGGGAUGGUAGGAGUGGGAUGGUAGGAGUGGGAUGGGAGGAGUGGGAUGGGAGGAGUGGGAUGGGAGGAGUGGGAUGGGAGGAGUGGGAUGGGAGGAGUGGGAUGGGAGGAGUGGGAUGGGAGGAGUGGGAUGGGAGGAGUGGGAUGGGAGGAGUGGGAAUGGGAGGAGUGGGAUGGGAGGAGUGGGAUGGGAGGAGUGGGAUGGGAGGAGUGGGAUGGGAGGAGUGGAAUGGGAGGAGUGGAAUGGGAGGAGUGGAAUGGGAGGAGUGGAAUGGGAGGAGUGGGAUGGGAGGAGUGGGAUGGGAGGAGUGGGAUGGGAGGAGUGGGAUGGGAGGAGUGGGAUGGGAGGAGUGGGAUGGGAGGAGUGGGAUGGGAGGAGUGGGAUGGGAGGAGUGGGAUGGGAGGAGUGGAAUGGGAGGAGUGGGAUGGGAGGAGUGGGAUGGGAGGAGUGGAAUGGGAGGAGUGGGAUGGGAGGAGUGGAAUGGGAGGAGUGGGAUGGGAGGAGUGGAAUGGGAGGAGUGGAAUGGGAGGAGUGGAACAAUAAACAGACCUUCAAACAUCUUGAGUCUGGACACCGGGCGCAUGGGAGGGAGCAGGACAAAGAGCGCAGAGCAGCAUAUCGGAUCUGGUGAGACGCAUGGGCAAAACCCACAUGGGGUGAUACGGCAUGUGUUGGUACGGCAUGGGGUGAUACGAUAUGGGGCGAUACGAUAUGGGGCGAUACGAUAUGGGGCGAUACGGCAUGGGGCGAUACGGCAUGGGGCGAUACGAUAUGGGGCGAUACGAUAUGGGGCGAUACGAUAUGGGGCGAUACGAUAUGGGGCGAUACGAUAUGGGGCGGCGAUGCGGCAUGGGGCGAUGCGGCAUGGGGCGAUGCGGCAUGGGGCGAUGCGGCAUGGGGCGGCGAUGCAGUGUGGGGCGAUGGCAUGGGGCGAUCAAAUGGAUGCCGCUAUCGACAUCAAACGCUGUUGA